Molecule: messenger RNA, 3396 nt
Organism: Porites evermanni
Lineage: Eukaryota; Metazoa; Cnidaria; Anthozoa; Scleractinia; Poritidae
Source: the annotation of a GenBank genome assembly
AGGAUCCAAGUGUACAGAACACAUGCGGAUAUUGGCUUGUCCAAACGAUCAAAGAAUAAUCCCUCAGAAAAAGAAAGAUUUAACAUCGCAAAGACUGGAGGGCCCCGAAUGACAGGUGAGAAAUAUAGACUAGCUAAUGUAUCAAAACAAAGAAGAAACUGCCAUUUAAUGUACAAGAUUGCUUUGUUUAAAGAAAGCCUCAGUAAGACAGCUAAAAACCUCAAUGGAGUUAGUAUAAAAUCAACCUCGUCCCCAGGGCUUUAAAAUGUCUCAAAUACCAAACCUACCUUGCAGAAAUUACUCUUGCAAAGUAGUUUGCCUUCCUCAAUGGAAGUCUGUUUCUAUCAAUUUCCCCUGAGUAGCUGAAAAUGUUUUCAUGACAUUCUUGAGAGGUAGAGGAAUUUUGAGUGAAGGGUUUACUUUCUAAAGAAACUGUGUUGUUACGAUGGCAACCGUAGGAGGAUUGAGAAGCUGACGUUUCGGACGCUACCCCGACCCUCAGUCCUCAGAUAGCCUGUGUACAACCGCCGCCCCCCCUGUAAACAGGUUACUCAAAACGUAAGCUUCUCAAUCGUCUACGAUCACCAGUCUACUUUAUGAACUCAUUUGAUGAAACCAAAUAAAUGGAAUGGCGAGUGUUCAGGGCGCUUAGAAGGUCACCGGAGAUACUGAACACAAUGGCCACUAAAUGACAUGAUGUAAAGACUACUUACAGAUAAAUCAUUCUCUUAAACACAUAGCUGAAGUGCAAAAAGAGGUAGAGCGGAUCUAUGAACUGGCCAAAAGUUUGAACAUGGUGGUUAUCGACUGUGACGUCAUCAACCAUCCCUCUCAGCUGACCGACUGCUCGCUGGCGCCAAUAUCGAUCUACAUCAAAAUGGAGCCACAAAUUCUGGAAAAACUCGUCAAAUUACGUGGAUCCAAGAGGAAAAACCUAGGAGCUCAAGUGGUAGCCGCUCAAAAGCUUGCACAGUGCAACGAGGUCAGUAACUCAUUAAAACUGUACGUACAACGAAAUUCUUUCGUCACACAACGCUACAGGUUCGUCACACAACGCUACAGGUUCGUUACACAACGCUACAUGUUCGUAACACACACCACACGUUCGUGACACAACGCUUCAUGUUCGUAACACAACGCUAUAUGUUCGUCACACAACGCUACAUGUUCGUCACACAACGCUAUAUGUUCGUAACACAACGCUACAUGUUCGUAACACAACGCUACAUGUUCGUAACACAACACCACAUGUUCGUGACACAACGCUACAUGUUCGUCACACAACGCUACAUGUUCGUCACACAACGCUAUAUCUCACGCUAUGUUCACACUAUACCGGAUAGUUUUGCGUGCCGACAUGUACAACUAUCCGGUGUAGUAUGAACACCUAUCAGACAUGUGACUCUCCACUUAAGAGAUCGGCACGGCGCAGCUUUACUCUGUUACAGAUAUCGCCCCCCCAAAAAACGUUGUAUAUGUGAACCGAGGCCCUAUCCGAUAUGGUUUUCAUACCGGCGCAAAAGCCAUCCGAUCUAGUGUGAACGUUACCUCAAAUACUUUGGAAAGGGAUCUGGUGUGACAACCCAAAGGGAAGGAGUGUGUCAAUAGAGACUCGGGUUUUUUGUCUGUAGGAGAAAACCGACACUAGUUGCCAAACAGGUCUCUGUUAGGUAGUGAAUCUUCCUAUGGCUAGUGUUAUCUUCAAUCUUCUGUUUAACACAGGAAAUGUUUGACUUGGUUCUUGAUGAGGCCAUUUUUGAAGACGCUUGUGAGCACCUUGGGGAGUUUCUUGACCAGUACUGGAGAGACCUGCACCCAAGUGACAAAGAAGAUGGUGCUUUACCUCUAACGGAAAAGACGCCUUUGCUUCAAGGAGUUUCUAACGUUCCAGGAACUAAGGUAACCAGGGGUGUUUACCAUUUUAACAAACCACCCGGCUGGAAAUCUUGUGCAUAAAAAUAAAUCUAUGAAAUUUGAUUUGGUGGAGAACGAUCCGCUACAACGUAUGCGCAAAUUAGCUGAACAGGCUUAAGAGAACAGAAAAAUUGCAUUGCCUUAAAUCACAGACUACAUUUUCUGAAGCUCCCAAACGGAAUGGCGCCCGGAAUUUCCGGUUUUCUCGUUUAAAUUGUAAGUACCUCAUUUUUGUUAAGGCUGAGAUUGGCCAAAUCUAAAUCAAAAGGUGUUAAGACCAAGGCUGAAUCCAUUUCAUAUCAUUUCUGAGAGCUUUCUAACUUGACGCAACGAAAAAAGGUACACCUACGUCCUAAGGUACAAGUCAUUUAAAGAGACAGCAAAACAGAUUUCACCUUCUUUGAGCAAUGUUACCAUUCCUUUUUAAUUAUUGCUACGAUGAUGAUAUUAAUCAAAUACAAAAUCAUUCAUGAAAGAGGUAUGGUAAUUCGCAUGACGUGAUACCAGCAGUUUCUAUAGCGACAGCUUAAACCGCUUAAUUUUUAUCUUGAAGGGUUAGCGCGAGAAAGAAAAAUCAUUUACCCCUUGCGCUGGCGGUCAAUAAAUCCCGCGCGUUUUAUAUUAUAGCGCGCGCGGUCGACGGACUUUGAAGAGAAAAUAUAGGGUCUGUGAACAGGCUUCAAAAUUGUACUGUAAUAUGGAAUCCUAAUUCGUCUUGAGAGUGGCCAUAUGUUCUUUAUCAGUGAGUAGAUUUAUCGUAGCAACAAUUGAUACAGGGUGGUGAUAUUGAUUCAUCAGAAAGAAUAAGUGCUAAAACAGGAGGAAGCUGCGAGCCAGCCUAAAACAUCUCUUGUAAUUCAGUUAAAAUUGAUUAAAUGACAGGUUCCAACGACGAGUUUGACACAGAAAACACAGAACCAACAAGGCGCACAAGGAUCGUCUGAGGUUCAAGACUCGGUUGGAUCACGUAGGAAGAUGGCGGUAACUGGGGCUGCACCUGACUUCGGCAAAAAGUUGCACGAAGCUUUCCAAAGUACUCAAACGACGAAACCAAAAACGUACCAAGGCGAUACUGGCUACCAAGCAGCUUAUAGCUCGGAGAUGCAGCAAUAUGACCAACAGCAGCAGCAGCAACAACAGUACUACCCUCAAGAGGAAUAUUAUGAUCCGGGACAAAAUUACGGGGCUGAAAUGUAUGGGCACCAGCAGGGUUACUCCAGUGAGUCCUAUCGCCAGCAAGGAUACAACCAACAGUAUAGUCAGGACAGCCAAUAUGAUUACGGACAGUAUGGGCAGGACCUUAAUCAGGGUUACUCCCACGGGUACACGAAUGAACACCAGUACCCCGACCCUUACUAUGAUCAUGAUUCAAGCAUGGGAUAUCAGCAGUACGGUAAUGAGAUGGAGAGUGGAUAUCAACAGGGCCAUGAUUGGUACGGGGACACCGGCAACUAUUACGGCGGAGGUGGCUACUAUCACUGA